Messenger RNA from Apis florea (little honeybee), 652 nucleotides. RefSeq lists its product as uncharacterized. Gene Ontology annotation, molecular function: heme binding; oxygen binding. The record is from RefSeq and is a predicted model, not a curated record. NCBI's taxonomy places the organism in Eukaryota, Metazoa, Arthropoda, Insecta, Hymenoptera, Apidae.
AAAUUUUAGCAUAUAAUUAAAAUAAGAAAAUAUGCAUAUUACAAUCGCUUUUUGUACUUUUUUGAAAAUUAAGGAAUCUUUUAAAAAGAUUCGAAGAGAACGAAAUUACGACAAAAAUGAACUCAAAGUUUGUUAAACAGGUUAAAAGUGAUAUUCAGUUGUACAAAUAUCACAUGUGUCAUAAAAUAUCAAAAUAUUUCAAGUUCAUUUAAAAAUUUUAGAAAUGGGUAAUUUGCUUACUUAUCCAUUCCCAUAUCUCUAUAAAAAGAAACAAGAAUGGCAAGAAGAAAAGUAUCAAUCAAUCAAAAAUAUUUUUACACUAGAUGUCAAAAAAAUAAAAGAAAUUUGGUCGAUUGUAGAGAAGGAUAGCAUGUAUUAUGGGUUUGCACUAUGCACUAUGAUUUUUAAAACUCAUCCAGAAUACGUGAAAUACUUCGAAGAUGAAUCACUUCCAUAUUUCGUUCAAGAAGCUAAACUUAAAAAGAAAUUUAAUAGCAUAUGCGAAAUGUUGUGUACUUUAUUCUUAAAUUAUGAUAAUAAAUCAAUGAAAAAUGAUUUUUUUGGCUACAUUGCUAUGGUUCAUAAAGAUAUGGGAUUAACAGUUUUUGAUUUCGAAGUUUGUUAAUUUUUAUGUGUAAACGCAAUAAAAAAA